Messenger RNA from Alternaria arbusti, 504 nucleotides. RefSeq lists its product as uncharacterized. The record is from RefSeq and is a predicted model, not a curated record. The transcript has 2 exons. Lineage: Eukaryota; Fungi; Ascomycota; Dothideomycetes; Pleosporales; Pleosporaceae. Bases 1 to 504 code for a protein of 167 amino acids.
AUGCGCGAACCAAGACACACGUCGUCCAAAUCGAUCGAAUCGAACAAGCAAAUCCCCCCUAGCCUACCUCCGAACGCCGACCUCAGUAUCACAAUGACACUUGAGAGUAAACCCCAGCGCUGUACGAAGAAGCAUCGCGCGAUCAAGCGGCCUGACGGUCCGAACAGUAUGGAGCACGACCUCAUGGGUAUACGCACGGGCAUGGACAUGGACAUCUCUGUUCGCGCCGUGCCCGUCGAUGCUAUGGGCAGUGACAGCUACACUAGACUGGGGAGAGGGAGGGGAGGAUACAAUGAGGUUGCGCGCGAGCUCACACCUGUUCAUGUCAUGGCAAACGGGUGCAAACAGCAGUCAUAUGCCGGCUUUAAUCCUAUGGCUCGCUUCCUUAGCGAGCGAGGGCCCUGGAGUCCUCACUCUUCUCGAGAAGAUACAGCAAAAGACCAUGGAUCCUACUCGGCUGCGGCUUCCUCAGUGCCAGGAUCAAAAAGGAAGGUGCUGUGGUGA